AUGUCGCCCACUGGUCGCGGAAGCGGCCAUAAGACCUUCUUUGCCAGCUCAGAUGAUUCGAAGAUAUGUGUUGUCAUGGUUGGUCUACCGGCCAGAGGUAAGAGUCUCAUAGCCGGGAAAGCGAUGCGAUAUCUUGGUUGGGUUGGCAUCCCAGCUCGCGUAUUCAACGUGGGGUCGUAUCGCAGAAAUUCAACGCCCCAGCCAAACGCUACCUUCUUUGAUCCUCAUAACUCAGAAGGAGAGAAGAUGAGGCGCGCUGCUGCUGAAGCGGCAAUGUCUGAUAUGGUCAAUUGGUUCAAUUCUGGCAAAGGCGUGGUCGCCAUCCUCGAUGCUACCAAUUCAACGAAACAGCGCCGUCGCUGGAUUUACGAAUCAUGUAGCGCCGCUAAUAUCGAAACGUUAUUUGUUGAAUCUGUAUGUGAUGAUGAAUCUCUCAUCAUGAACAAUAUAUUAGAAGUCAAAACCACAUCGCCAGACUACAAGGGGCAGGACCCCGAAGUCGCCGCUGUGGAUUUCCGCAACCGAAUUCGCAAUUAUGAGAAGGUCUACGAGGGUAUUGGUGAUGACGAGAACGACUAUACCUACGUAAAGCUUAUCAACGUCGGCUCCACCGUGAUCAUAAACCAGAUUAAAGACUAUCUAUCAAGUCGCUUGGUCUACUAUAUCCAGAACCUUCAUAUCAAGCCACGAUCAAUUUGGCUUUCUCGGCAUGGAGAGUCGGAAUACAACCUAACGGGGAAAAUUGGAGGAGAUUCAAACAUCUCUGAGCGUGGAGAAGCUUAUGCACGCGCAUUGCCUGGCCUGCUCAAGAAGUCCGGCGUCCCGGAUAACACGAAGAUUGUGAUUUGGACUUCAACCCUCAAGCGUACGAUCCAAACCGCACGUCCUCUCGCCAAGGAGACGGGAUUUGAAAAGCUGGAGUGGAAGGCCCUGGAUGAGCUUGACUCUGGUGUCUGUGAUGGCCUCACGUAUGAGGACAUUGCACAGAAAUACCCCGAAGACUUUGCUGCUCGGGAUGAGGACAAAUACAAUUACCGUUAUCGUGGGGGAGAGUCGUAUCGCGAUGUCGUGAUUCGCCUUGAGCCCAUUAUCAUGGAGCUAGAACGCAGCGAGAACGUCAUAAUAGUCACCCACCAGGCUGUACUACGUUGCAUUUACUCGUACUUCCUCAAUGUUCCACAGGAACAGAGUCCGUGGAUGGAGGUUCCCCUGCAUACGCUUAUCAAGCUUACUCCACGCGCAUAUAAAACGGAUGAACAGCGUUUCAAGGCCGAUAUACCUGCUGUGUCCACGUGGCGUGCCAAGGGAACAUCUGCAAAGCAUCAAGAUUAUCCCACUGAGCUCAAACCGCGAGACAAAUCCCGGAUCGAAUCGGUCCUCGCAUACGGCGACCGCGUCCUUGUUGGACUGAACAAUGGAAACCUCCGAAUCUAUCGGGUUAACGAAGUCGAACGCGAUGCGCAUCCUCCCACGGAGAACACCGACCAUGGCCAUGAGGCAACCGACACGAGUGGGCAGCCAACACAGAACGGCGAAAACGGGACAAACAAUGUGACACAGAAGACGAAAGUGAAGCAGACGGAUCUCCUGCGUGAAUUGGAGAAGUUCUCUAGGUAUAAGAUUGAGCAGCUGGCUUUGAUCAAGGAGGCGAAGCUACUGGUCUCCUUAUCGGGAGGAUACGUUUCGAUCCAUGACUUGCAGUCCUAUGAACUCCAAGAACAGCUCACACGGACCAAGGGCGCGGCAACAUUUGCCGUAACGUCGAAUAUUGUCAAUGAUCCCGAAACCGGUGUUCCGUCGAUCGUGUCGCGCCUUGCGGUGGCGGUUAAGAGGAAGAUAUUGCUAUGGUCGUGGUUGGAUAUGGAGUUGGAUAACGAUACAGCAGAGCUGACGCUCGUCAGUGGUAUAAAGACUCUUACAUGGAUUUCUGGAACAAGGCUGGUAGCCGGGCUAGGCUCAAACUUCGUGUUGGUGGAUAUUGAGACGAAGACUGUUACCGAUCUCGCCGGACCGGGGAGCAUUGGCGGCCUUGGGGGGCAGGAAACCGGGCGACUUGCGGGUGUUGGAGUCGCCAGUAUGAGUUACAUGGGAUUAGGUGGUGCUGCGCCCAGACCACUUGCCACACGGCUUAGUGAGGGCCAGGUAUUGCUGGCGAAGGAUAUCAACACCCAUUUUACGGACAUCGAUGGCAACUCAUUAGGCCGGCGACAGAUCCCGUGGAGCAAUGCGCCUACUGAUAUCGGAUAUUCAUACCCGUUCUUACUAGCACUGCAUGAGCCUUCGAAGGGAAUAUUAGAGGUUCGAAAUACGGAGACACUGUCAUUGCUUCAGUCCAUCUCAUUGCCGUCCGCAAACACAAUGCAUAUCGCUCAACCAACAAUAAGUCUUGCGCAUGCCGGCAAAGGAUUUCUGGUUGCGAGUGACAGGAUUAUAUGGAGGAUGGAGGCGCUGGGUUAUGACAGCCAAAUCGACUCGCUUGUGGAGAAAGGAUACCUUGACGAAGCCAUUAGCCUCGCUGGCAUGCUCGAAGAUGCGCUUCUUAAGGAUAAGGAAGGCAGAACACGAGAGAUCAAACUUGAAAAGGCCCAAGGUCUAUUCGGUCUACGGAAGUAUCUCGAAUCGAUGGAGCUAUUCACAGAGGUGUCUGCGUCCCCAGAGACCGUCAUUCGACUGUAUCCCCGGAUUAUUGCCGGCAACCUCACAUCUAUCAAUGAAGAUCAGGAUGAGUUAGAAGGAAGCACGACUGAAAGCCAGAUUAAACUACCCGACGGCCACGCUCACGCCGACGGCAGCCAUUCAGAAGAAUCGCCCGUCAAGGCUUUGAACCAUACGCCAUCAAUGAUGUCGUUCCUUCGAAACCGGGAUGAAGGAAGUGGUAGUGAGUCAGGCAGUAUCCGUGGAAAACCAGCGGAAGAGGCACGCGAUGAGAAGCCUCUAACUGGAAAAGACCUUAAACUUGCGGUUCGUGAGCUACAGGCAUAUCUUGCUGAUGUACGAAGGCGGUUCCAGCGAUUCCUUAAUCCAGACGGCUCUCUGAAAAUCGACCCACAAACAACUACGGCAGAUGAUGAAUUUACGGAUUCUGUGAUGAAGUUACUGGACGUGACAAAGAAUGAUGUAGAUUACGAUUUCGGAGACAAGCUUCGCGAGAAGGCAAAGCUUGUCGAUACAACCCUGUUCAGGGUUUACAUGUACGCCACGCCUUCUCUUGCAGGCUCGCUCUUCCGGAUUGCCAACUUUUGUGAUCCGGAAGUAGUCAUGGAGAAACUUGAAGAGACAGGCCGCCACAACGACCUUAUUGACUUCUUAUACGGGAAGAAAAUGCACCGCCAAGCUCUUGAGCUCCUCAGGAAGUUCGGCCAAUCUGAUGCUGAAGAAGAAAUGGCGCCGCAGCUACAUGGUCCUAAGAGGAUGAUUGCUUAUCUACAGCAUCUCCCUCCAGAGCAUAUCGACCUUAUUCUUGAGUUUGCGAAAUGGCCUGUCCAGGAGGAUCCUGAACUCGGCAUGGAAAUAUUCCUUGCGGAUACUGAAAAUGCCGAAACACUGCCUCGGCAGAAAGUACUUGAUUUUCUGCAGGAAAUAAACGUCAAAUUGGCUGUUCAGUAUAUUGAACAUGUCAUUGGAGAACUGAAUGACUUGACUCCCGACAUACAUCAAAGGCUUGUAGUUCUGUAUUUGGAUCGUUUACAGAAACAUCAACACAGUCAGGGCGAAUUUGCAAACGUGGAGAACUACCUUGAGUGGAGGGAGAAAUUCAUUACUAUGCUGAGCACAAGCGAUCAGUAUUCGCCAUCCAAGAUUUUAGGCCGCCUGGAUCGUGACGACCCGGAGUUUUUCGAGGCCCGCGCAAUCCUCUUCAGCAAGAUGGGCCAACACAGACAAGCACUAGAGAUUUAUGUAUUCAAGCUGGAAGAUUAUGACAAAGCGGAAGAAUACUGUAACCACCUUCACAAGACAGAAGAUACGCCAGCGCCAAGCGGAGCAGCGGGGGAAUAUUCCACGCUUGCUCCAUCUGAUGAUGAACCCUCUAUAUACUUAACAUUGCUGUCCUUGUAUCUAUCUCCACCUCACGGAUACAAGCCACAAUAUGGCCCAGCCCUUGAUAUUCUAGCCAAACACGGAUCUCGACUGCCCGCCAAUUCCGCGCUGGAAUUGAUUCCCGAAUCUCUUCCAGUCAAUGAGCUCGAAUUUUAUUUCAAGGGCCGAAUGCGCGCUGCCAAUACGAUUUUGAAUGAGAGUCGGAUCACGGCCAACCUGCUCAAAGUCCAAACCAUAAAGACCCGCGCACAGCUUCUAGUUGGUGAAGGCACGGACGGGCGAUCAUCAAGAUCCAGACAUGUUACCGUUACCGAAGAACGAGUUUGCAGUGUUUGUCACAAGAGAAUUGGCGGUAGUGUGAUAAACGUGUUUCCUGAGUAA
Messenger RNA from Aspergillus versicolor CBS 583.65, 4419 nucleotides. RefSeq names its product putative vacuolar morphogenesis protein AvaB. Gene Ontology annotation, molecular function: ATP binding; 6-phosphofructo-2-kinase activity. NCBI's taxonomy places the organism in Eukaryota, Fungi, Ascomycota, Eurotiomycetes, Eurotiales, Aspergillaceae. The record is from RefSeq and is a predicted model, not a curated record. Bases 1 to 4419 code for a protein of 1472 amino acids. The transcript has 7 exons. Gene Ontology annotation, biological process: autophagy; fructose 2,6-bisphosphate metabolic process; intracellular protein transport. Gene Ontology annotation, cellular component: cytoplasm; fungal-type vacuole membrane.